GAGAGAGAGAGAGAGAGAGAGAGGCUGGGUUGUGGUUAUGGCCACGUAGAGGAGAUGUUGGAUGGUGCAGCAGCAGAGGGGUUUGCGCAGAAAUCCACCAACGAUGUAACGUCAAAAGGAGGAGAGAGAGGAGAGAGGAAACCUGACCAAUGAAGCGGAUAUUGCAGCUUUAUCUUUUGCACAUGUCUGAUGUCGUCAUUGGGAAACCACCAUCGCACAUCCCGGACAUAAAACAUGGAGAAGCAGAGGAUGCUGCUGCUGCUGGCAGUCCGGACUGAUGCGGUCUCACAUCAGGCUCCAUUUCCAUGGCAACAUCAACAUUAAAGCAACUUGAUGAUGAUAACUAGAGGAGUCCCUUGAAGAUGACACGUACAGACCCUCCUGACAUACUGGUAUCAACUGUGCAUCGAGAUAUUAAAUUGGUCCCCAUUUCUUCACACUACAAGUCCUUGCAACCCUCCAAACAAUGUGAUUCUAUAAAUUACAGCAAACUGGAGGACAGUAAGAGCAAAGUCAAUAAGAGGCACUGCCGCACCUUUGACUAUAAGUCAUUGGAGUACCCAAAAUCACACAAUUACUCAAUGGAGUCCCCAUACAAGAAGGCUGAUAGGCAUGCAGCCAACCCAGAUGUUGCCUGGAAUGCCUUGGGCCGCCAGCAGAGAUACCGUUUUUCUGCCCCGGACAUUUUUAGCCAUAGGUUAACUCCUCAACCAAUGGCUGCAGAUAUGACCAGUGAAGUCAUUGUCCCUGAACAAAAAAGAAGGACCAGGUCAAAAAGUGCCCCUCGGGUCCAGACCAGUCUCACCCCUGUGUCUUUUGAAGGGUCCUCAUCUUCGGGGAGGAAGGGCAGGGAGUCCCAAAGGGCCCCGAGAGACUCUCGCUGGAGGCCAGAAGUAUCACCGCGAAGGGAGUCCUCCCAUGCAGCAACUAGGGCUCACAUGCAUGAAGUCCAUCCCAUAAAGUUGCAGCCUCAAAUGAGUGACACCAGUAGAUACUCACCUCACUAUGCUGUGGAUAAUCCUGAGGACGGAGGGCUGGAUAAACCAGCAACUAGCCCUCAUGUCAGGUGUCGGGUGGACAUCAAACCUGAUGACGCAGCAUUACAUCAUUCAGGACGGAAACAGGCUACACCUCAUGUGGACAUACCCUGGCAGAGGCACCACAGUGGGGGGAGUAGGAGUCUGACUGUGCCACGCCAUUUCUCCUAUUCAAGAACACCAACUCCCACUGAUUCGUUAGGUACAGAGGGUAGGCAAGCUUAUCAAUAUUCCCGCAGCAUGCCAAAUAGUUACUUACAACCCAUGGAGAUUCCCUUGCAAAGAAUGCCGUCAUCAAGUGAUUACUAUGGUAGGGAACGCAGAGCUCAUUCCAGUCCUAAUGUGCCAACCAAGUUCUUCUAUGCGGAUGACCCAGGGAGAUACGUUACUACUGCUCCUCCUCAACCAAGUUCCUGCUUUCAGGAUGAACGUUACACACCAGGACAAACAUAUACUCCAAAAGUGCAAUAUGUGCAAGAUCCAAGGACUCGAAUGGUGCAUGCCGUAGCUACAAGACCCUAUUAUCCUGAGAUGGAGACCUAUCCAUACUCUGUGCAGACAGGGUAUCCCAAACCCUAUGCAGCAAAUGAACCAGGACCAUAUAUCAUACAGACACCUCCAACUAGAAUAUUUUAUGGGGACGAUCCAAGGUCUUAUCAAAUCCAGACUGCUCCGCCAAGGUUUUAUUAUUCCAGCGACAUGUAUGCAAUGCCACCAGAGCAUCAUAUCCCGGCAAGAGCAUAUUACACGGAGGGCCGAAGACAUGCUAGAGUCAUUCAAGCACAAACAGAUGACUGGUAUGGCUCAGAAAUAUCCGGUUAUUCCACCAAUCCUGCCUCUUAUGUAUCUCAAGUCACUCCAACCAGAGUCCAACAAGAGCCUGCGUCAACACCCUGGUAUGCCAGCCCAUGUGUAGAACCUCCAAGAAUUGGCACAGAGUCAAAGUCUUACUCGAGGUCCUGGGACAAUAUCCUUAACUCUCGUGUAGAGAGGGAACAACCUCUUCCUGUACAGCGGGGUCAGAGCUACGAUGAUCUUCUUGACUCCAGGAAGCCUGCUGCAACCACAGGUGACAAACCGCAACCGGUGGUAGUCAAUCUUUCCAGUUCGCCAAGACGCUAUGCAGCCUUAUCAAUGUCGGAUAACUCACUAAUUGACAAAAGCCCAACAGAGACAUCCAAGAACAGUGCUAGUAAACUCUGGUUUGUCACGCCUGAGAUAACAAUCACUGAUAAUGACAUGCGACCGGGGAAACUUAAUAAGGCUGAAGGACGGUCUGCCAGUUGGGACAUUCUUGACUCCAGAAGCACCGAGGGCCCAGAACUGACUCAGCGUGACUUUGAAAGCUCAACCAAAGAGAAGCCACACGACAACGCCUCACUACAGCAAAGCCUUGAACAACUUGAUGAGCUUCUGGCAGAUCUUGUGACCGAUUACAAGCCACCCAGUAGAAGGGCAAGUGAGGACAUUCUUGAUCAGCUAAAGAAGUUAAUUGACGAGGAAGAAGCAGUAUCUCUGUCCAGAAAGGGCUCAAAGCCAUGUACAGAGGAACCACCUCCUCUUGACAAGCAGCCGACCUCGAUAAGAAUGAAUCCCGAUGCUUUUCGAGACAUGGACGGGGCCAGUGAUGCGAUGAAGAGUGCAGACGAGUGCUCCCCAGAUCAGAGCCCAGAUGAGGACGAUACAAUGAUGUGCUCUAACAACAAAUGCCGGAGGACAGAGACCCUGUUCAAUGCUUGCCUAUAUUUUAAAUCCUGCCACAGCUGCUACACUUACUACUGCUCUCGUAACUGUCGCAGGGAGGACUGGGACAUUCAUAAAGAAAGCUGCCUGUACGGAAGAAUUGGCAGCAUAUGCCGUCACAUCAUCAAACACUGCCGGGAGACCGCAGAAAUCCACAAAGCCUUCUCCCGUGUUGCCAAAGUUGGCUACCUUUCUCGAGGUAGAGGAGUUCUGUUCCUUGGUUUUCCAAAUCCUGCGGCAUCCAGUAAAUUCCUGCAGUACGGCCUGGAUAGUCUACUCAUGUCUCCUACGUACCUGUCCCUCCGAGAGCUUGAAAGCUUCAAGGACAACCUAGGGGAGUACUGUAAGGAGCUACAGGAAGCCGGUAAAGAGUACGACCCCAACGAAUGUUUCAUCUUGAAUGUAUCCAUUGCUGUUGGUGACCAACUGCCCGAUGGGCCAUCGCCAAGGAACGAAGCUCCAACUGUGAGAAAAUAUGCAAAGGUAGCACUGGCUUCCUUCAGCCCCGAGAGAAAGGUUCACAAGAAAGAGAGUGACAUGGAAACGCUGAUCCUCACUCCACCUCCUGGAACGGCAGAUAUCGACAAAGAGGGAGAGGAAGGCAGGAAGGCCAGAGAAAUCUGUUUUAUAAAUAUACAACGGGAGUUAAGGAUUCGAGGGGUUUUCCUACGCCAUGAAUACCCACAGGUUUAUCAGCAGCUCUGUGAGUUUGUGGAAAGUAACAGAAGGUUCACACCCACAACUAUUUAUCCUAUUGAUAAGAGGACCGGUAAACAGUUUAUGUGCAUGAUCAUGGCUGCCUCUGAGCCCAGGACGUUGGACUGGGUAGGCACCCCGCAUCUCCUCGAUGACAUUAUUUAAGUGCACCUUUUGUUAUAAAUAUAUAUGUAUAGAAAUACAUAUAUAUUGUUACACAUUUAUAUAUCAAUCCAAUUACAAACAUUUGUAGAUAAGUAUUUUGUUAUCAAAAUGAUAUAUAUAUUCAUGUCUGCUUGGUCAGUAUUGUUCUUUUUCAGAAUAUUUCCUGUCAGGUGCAGAAUGAGCACAGUUACAGUACAUUAUUUAUUUUAAUCUUUUUAACAAGUACAUACUUUUUAUCCACAACAAGUCAUUUAUCUGUAUCCUGGUUAUUUACUGUUACAACACAAUCCCUUUGGUAGGGAUUACCUAAACUGACAUUAAAGGUAUUUUGAUUUUUUUGCAAAUUAUUAGCUAACAUAACAACUGUAUGUUUUGUUUUUUUUAAACUUAGCCUCUUUAAAUGAAAGAGUCCAUUUAUUGACAUGACUAUUUUUCAUAUGCGACUUUAAUGGUAUAUCAUGCAGAAAAUAUUAAACAUUAUUUUCUUAGCUAUACGUAAAUACUUUCUAUGCAAAGUUGCUUCAUGACUUAAGUACCACAUUCCUGUAGAAGGAGCUGUUAUAUAUUAUAUUAUAAUAUAUUAUAUUAUACACAUCUGUAAAGAAAGUUUUGCUGAAAUUCAGAUAAAAUACUGAAAGUUUUGAUGGCAACGUAAGAAAAUAAUGAAAGCUGAAAAAAGAGACAGUUGUGCUACUUGAAAGAUCUAUAAAAAUCAGCAUGAAGUCGUAUUGUUGCUUAUAUAGAAGUACUAUACUGAAAGUUUUUUUUUGUUUAAUGGUGUACUCUGGAGAGAUUCAAGCUAAAUCCAGUACCGGAGCAGUACUGGACUUGAAAGCAACCUCUAUAAAUGAAUAUUGAAAUGGUGCCAGUUACCAGCCACACACAGUAGGUGUCGGCCUGUGCUGUUCAGUUUUAAACACUGUGAAUAGUGAAAGUUACAAAAACAAAACUUGGUAUAAUACCAAUAAAUCAUGCAAUUUCCUAUAACACUGAAGUUGAUGAGUUGUAUUUUUUAGAUAUAUUUACAAAUUAAAAUAUAUGAAUUAGCAGCAGGACUUAUUGUCCUUAGAAACAAGUUGAGCCAGAUUUGGCACAGUAGCUAUAUGGUACAUAAAUGCUUGAAGAAGACAUUAGUUGUGUAUUUGUGCUGCACUAGGUUUAUUACAUGUGUGAUUUAUAUUGUCCUUUUUUCGGUUUUAGCAGAAUCAGAACCUUUGCAUUGCUCGUCGGUUGCAGAAGUUUUUAGAAACAUUUACCAAUGCAACUUAGCCAUGUUGCCUCAUCUCUCAAGAUAUAGUUCUUGACUUUGUUUUUGUAGCGUCCUAAAUCCCAAAUUUUCCUGCCAGCGCACUGACGAUGAUUUGAAACUUACAGUUUUAAAAACUCGACAGUGCAGCUGGAACAUAUUUGUAUGCUAAUAUCCAAACUAUUUAAAAAAAAAAAAAUGGUUUGACCCCAUUUGUCAAAUGACUCAACAUAUCUGGAAGAUGUGAAGGAGCUUUUGGCAAUCAGUCCUCAGUAAAAGGUUGAAUAAGCUGUUUUUUUCCCCCCAGUUAUUAAUCAUUGUUCUCCAUUUCUCCCCUUGUGAUAUCAGCUUUCCUUAGAAUUUGUAAGACGAAAGUACAGUGAAACUUGAAGUACAUAUAUAUAUUUGAAAAUUUUCACUGUGUUAACACUUGUCUGGCUGACAGGACGUGCUGUACAGAUUCAGUGAAAAGUUGCUGGCUGCAUGUGACUGUUUUCUAUGCUCUGAUCUCAUUUUAACAUGACCCUUUGAUGAUAGUAACUUGCUCGAUGAAUGGACUUGUGAAAGUGUGAAACUACUAUGCUGUGUAAGAAAAAAAUAAAUGAAUUUUUCCAUUUCCGUCAGUCAUUCAAAGUUAAAAAUAACGUGUCAAAGGCAACAAGAGAGAGAAGAGACCUAUCUAAAAAAUGUCUAGAAAAUCCUGUAAUCUUGUAUUUUUUAUACUUUCAACAUAUGUGUCUGAGUGUGUCUAUUUAUAAACCAUAUCUAAUAAAUGGAAUGGGAACUCUG
This is a messenger RNA of Sebastes umbrosus (honeycomb rockfish), 5676 nucleotides long. It is a transcript of the gene ajm1, whose product is annotated as apical junction component 1 homolog. Gene Ontology annotation, cellular component: apical junction complex; plasma membrane. The coding region runs from base 363 to 3641 and encodes 1092 amino acids. Gene Ontology annotation, biological process: cell-cell junction organization. The record is from RefSeq and is a predicted model, not a curated record. NCBI's taxonomy places the organism in Eukaryota, Metazoa, Chordata, Actinopteri, Perciformes, Sebastidae. The transcript has 3 exons.